This is a messenger RNA of Spinacia oleracea (spinach), 2517 nucleotides long. RefSeq lists its product as uncharacterized. The coding region runs from base 244 to 2085 and encodes 613 amino acids. The record is from RefSeq and is a predicted model, not a curated record. Gene Ontology annotation, biological process: DNA-templated transcription. Gene Ontology annotation, molecular function: transcription corepressor activity. The transcript is spliced from 9 exons. Lineage: Eukaryota; Viridiplantae; Streptophyta; Magnoliopsida; Caryophyllales; Amaranthaceae.
AUAGCUAAGCACAACAAAAGAGUGUUCCUUCUUCAACUCCCGGGAAACUUCACCUACACCACCCAGCUCACGCCCACGCCAAUUCCCACCACCCACUUCUUCUUCUUCUUCUCCAAACUACUCAAUCGAACCAGAACAUAACUUUGAUUUUCUCUCUCCAGAAAAAAAUGGCGGAAGUUCCCGGCACACCACAACCUCGCACCGCCGUAUAAAUGCCACCACGCGGCGGCAGUAACCCUCAACAUGGCCCUGCGAAACGGCGGAGUCGAAAUCACACAGGAGCAACAGUACACCACUACCCAAGACCACCCAUCCCGAACCUUCCGGGCCUUAGUGGAGAAGGCCGACCGCAAGUUUUCUAGGGUUCGAGACCUCCCGUCCUUCGGGCCCGACCCGAACCCGGCCCGGUACCUGAACAAGGUGUUCAAGGCGUACAUGAGGGUGUGGAAGUACCAGCGGCAGAACCGGGCGAAGCUUGUCGGGUCGGGUCUGCAGAGGUGGGAAAUCGGGGAGAUCGCGUCUCGGAUCGGGCAGCUGUAUUUCGGGCAGUACAUGAGGAGUAGUGAGGCUAGGUUUUUGUUGGAGUCGUAUGUUUUCUAUGAGGCUAUUCUUAAUCGAGGGUACUUUGAAGGUGGGAAAGAACAUGGUGGGGUUAGUGUUAGGUUUAAGGAAUUGAGGUUUUAUGCUCGUUUUUUGUUGGUUGCUUUGAUUUUGAAUCGCCGUAAUGUUAUUGAUUUGCUCGUUGACCGGUUUAAAGCUCUUGUUGAUGAUAGCCGUGCUACUUUUCGGGAAACUAACUUCAAAGAAUGGAAGCAAGUGGUUCAAGAGAUUGUCCGUUUUGUAAAUGUUGACAAGCCAUUACCAAAUGCUCGGCCAUUGCGUUAUUGUGCCAUGUUUGACACUCAUCCAGACUCGUUGCCGUAUGUGGCUCGAUUCCAUGCAAAGAAAGUAUUAAAGUUAAAAGAUGCAGUGUUGACUAGUUAUCACCGGAAUGAGGUUAAGUUUGCGGAAGUUACGUUAGACACAUAUAGAAUGCUGCAAUGUUUAGAAUGGGAGUCAAGCGGAUCAUUUUACCAAAAGAAUCAAAAUGAACCUAUUGGAAAUGGUGUUCAUAAGGAUUUUUCUGGCACUUCUGGGUUAAUUGACAUAAAUUUGGCUGCUGAUUUGACUGACCCGACCUUGCCCCCAAAUCCAAGGAAAGCAGUUCUGUAUCGGCCGACUGCAACACACGUAGUUGCUGUAAUUGCAACAAUGUGUGAGGAGCUCCCACCUGAUAGUAUUAUACUAAUAUACGUGUCCUCAUCUUUGGGAACACCUAGUUCUACUUCUACUAGUGCUGAAAGCUCUGGUGGCUCUAGAAGGUUUUCAAAGAGUAAAGUGUUGCUUUCAGCUGUUCAUGAUCAAACCCUGUCUCCUGGAGAUAAUAAUAAAAAGGGAUACUUAAGUAGCUUUUAUGAUAACUCCCUGUGUUUAAGUCCACGUGGAAACGGAGGUUCCAAUAACCUCUAUCCUGGAGAUCUAUUACCCUUCACUAGAAGGCCUCUCUUCUUGGUUAUUGAUAGUGAUAACAGCCAUGCAUUCAAGGUUAUUCAUGGUUCUGAAAGAGGGGAGCCAUCCGCGCUGUUGCUUUCACCCUCAAGGCCAUCAUUCAGGAGCCCGCCUAGUGUCGAUGCAGUUGAAUAUGGGAGUCAGUUCACUCUGUUUCUGACAUCCCCUCUGCUAGCGUUUUGCCAAUUGGUUGGCCUCUCUGCAUCUGAUAGAGAUACAGACAUUUAUGAUGAGGCUGAAAACAUAAUUGCAAAUACCUUCGCCAAAUGGGAAGUGAUGUUAUGCUCAUCAACGAAAGUCGACCUUGUUUGGGCUCAAGUACUUCCAGAUCCUUUUCUCCGUCGCAUUAUUCUUAGAUUUAUAUUCUGCCGAGCUGUGCUAUCUCUCUUCCACCCCCCCAACACAAGGGAUUCAUACAUGCCUGAUUGUCUACCUCAGCUACCCGGUUUUGUAUCACCUGAUACAGAAGCUGUUGAAUCGUGUAUUCAUCGGCUUGCAGAUCACCUUAAAGUUUCCGACUGUUUCUAUAAUACAUAACCGGAAGAAGGGUAACUUGUAACCGGAGAUGUUGGUUGAUGACAUUUCUUCAACAAUUGGAAUAUAUCUUAUAUUUAGGUGGUUACUAGGCGAAUCGGUGUUGUGGUAUACUAUGUGAGAAAUAGUGUUAAAUACAAGUAGAUGUUAUUUCUUGAACAAAUUGGAAGUUCUUUGGUGGUGUUAGAUGGAUCUUUGUGGUUGUAUACUAUGUGAAAAUAGUGUGUAGAUGGGUUAAUUUUAUUUAUUUUUCUCUAGGAUCCUUUUUUUGUUUCUUUCUUUUUUUUCUUGGGAGUUGAUUUAGUAUAAUGUCUUAGCAAAUUGCUAUUGUUAUUAAGUUGUAUUUCAAUACAUCUGCAGGAAAUGCAAAAAUUCUUCAAACUUUUGUACAAGAAUAACUUGUUACUUUGUCAAAUAUUGUAUUACAAAGGUAGA